Salvia splendens (bonfire salvia) is the source of this 908-nucleotide messenger RNA. Its product is annotated as transmembrane ascorbate ferrireductase 2. The transcript is spliced from 4 exons. Lineage: Eukaryota; Viridiplantae; Streptophyta; Magnoliopsida; Lamiales; Lamiaceae. The record is from RefSeq and is a predicted model, not a curated record. Bases 99 to 812 code for a protein of 237 amino acids. Gene Ontology annotation, molecular function: oxidoreductase activity.
AAAGUCAAAAUCGGCUCAGUCAAAUUCAAACUAGCAAAAACCCCCAAUUUGGAUUAUUUGCAUCAGAAACCUUGUUUCGCUCGAUCCAAAAUCUUCCAAUGGCUGCUCCGGUGGUACGGUUCCCGAUCUUUGCGGUGGUGAGAAUUCUCGGCGUCGCCCUUGCUGCAUUGGUAUUAAUAUGGACCUUUCAUUUCAGAGGUGGAAUGGCUCUCGUCUCCGAUGAUAGAAACCAAAUUUUUAAUGUUCAUCCUGUAGUGCUGCUGAUUGGCCUUGUGGUUCUCAAUGGCGAAGCCAUGCUAGCAUACAAGACUCUGCCAGGAACAAAAGGUUUUAAGAAACUGAUUCAUCUGUCCCUCCAAUUCCUUGUCUUCCUUUUGGGUGUCAUCGGAGUAGUUGUUGUGUGGAAGAAUCGUAUUGAGAGGGGCAAAGAAAAUUUCUAUAGCCUCCACUCAUUGCUGGGCCUUCUGUCGCUUUUCUUGUUUGGAAUUCAGUGGACUCUCGGAUUUUUAACCUUCUAUUAUCCCGGGGGAUCAAGAAACGGUCGAGCUAGCUUGUUACCUUGGCAUGGAUUUAUGGGACACUACAUCUAUGGUCUUUCUGUUAUUACCUGCAUGACUGGUUUUCUAGCGAGGGCGACAUCCCUUCAAACACAUGGGACAAUAUCUCGCUAUUCAGCUGAAGCCAUUCUGAUAAAUUCAAUGGGUGUUUUAACUGUGGUUUUAGCCGGUUUUGUGAUUCUUGGAGUUCAAUCCCCUGUGUACAGAAACGGUGAUAAACUCAACAACACAGGAAAGCCGGUUUUCGAUCUUUGACUUGGACUAGAGUAGCCUAGAUACAAACAUAUCGACUGCACUGACUUUUUUCGCUGCUAAAAGUCGCAUUUAUACAAACAGUUGUUUUUUAUUCAA